UCGCCAAAGCCGUGCCACACCUCAAUUGAAAACGAAAUGCUGCUGACGGUCAGUCUAGUUGCGGUAGCUGUUGCUGCCCUGUACAUAUAUCUGGUUUGGAAUUUCAACUACUGGAAGAAACGAGAUGUUCCAGGUCCUGAUCCUACGCCCCUGUUGGGUAACUUCCCCUCCUUUGUGCUACAUCAUCGACCCAUCAUGAAUGAAAUGGAUAAAAUUUAUCGAGAUUAUAAGGAAAAAUUUAAUUUCGUAGGAGUAUUCAGCAAUCGAUCUCCUCGAAUUUUUGUUUUGUCGUCAGGUCUCGCCAAGGACAUUCUUAUCAAGGAUUUCAAAAACUUCCACGAUAAUGAGUUUGCCCAAUGGACAGAUAAGGAAGUGGAUCCAAUAUUAGGACGCAAUCCUUUUAUGUUGAAUGGAGAAGAAUGGAAAUCGAAACGCGCAGAAAUUACGCCAGCAUUCACCACUUCACGGAUGAAGGCGCUCUUCUCGCUUGUGGAAGAUGUGGGAUCACGCAUGACGAAAUACAUCAACGAACAUAAAGAUUCUCCAGUAGAAACCAAGGAGCUUGCCGCUAAAUUCACCACCGAUGUCGUUUCUAACUGUAUCUUUGCUGCUGACGCUCAAUCAUUUAGCAGUGAAAAACCUGAGAUUCGAGAAAUGGGACGUAAAUUGUUGGACCCAUCAUUUGCAUCAUUUAUGUGGAUGUUAGUAAUGGGAAUGUUUCCAUGGCUAUCGAAAAUGUUAAAAAUUGGUUUCAUUCCAAAAUCUGUAGAAAAGUUUUUCACCAACCUAAUGAUGGAAGCGAUUCGCCAUCGAGAAGCCAGUGCAACGAAGCGGCUUGAUUAUCUGGACUAUCUUAUCAGUUUGAGAAAUAAAAAGGAAAUCUCUGAGUUGGAUAUGGCGGGUCAUGGAGUUACGUUCUUUAUCGACGGAUUUGAAACAUCCAGUGUAGCAAUGUCAUUCGUUCUUUACGAAGUUGCGAGAAAUAUCGAUGUACAGAAUCGCCUACGGGAAGAACUACUGAAGGCAACCGAAAGCGAAACGAUUGCAUACGAGACACUUCUGGAACUACCGUAUCUUGACCAGGUUAUUAGCGAAGCUCUGCGUCUUUGGCCUCCGGCAGCGUUCCUUUCCAAACAGUGUACGGAGCCAAUCGAGCUAGAUUUAAGUGCAACAAAGAAGAUUCUUUUAGACAAAAACGUGUGUGCCAUCAUUAGCAUCUGGUCUAUCCAUCGCGAUCCAAAAAAUUACAAAGACCCUCUGACGUUCAAUCCUGACAGGUUCAGCCCUGAAGCUGGUGGAGUUCAGCCAUACCGUGAAAAAGGAUGCUUCAUACCGUUUGGAGAUGGCCCACGGCAGUGUUUGGGGAUGCGAUUCGCCAGGAUGCAAGUCAAACGAGGCAUUUACGAAAUUAUAAAGAACUUUAAAAUUUCUGUUCAUUCUAAAACCAAAGAACCUCUUCAAAUGGAUCCAAAACAGUUUUUGACCACAGCCGUUGGAGGAAUUUGGUUGAACUUUGAGCCUCUUGGAAAUUUUAACGUUGUGUUUGUCUGCCCGAUUUGUGUUUACGCACGGAACACGACUAUUCGUGAUUUCACGCCGUCCACAAUAAAGCGUGGUUGCGAUUCAAAAAUCAGUUGCUGCUCGUUCGCCGGAGCCGUGCCACACAUCUCAAUUGGAAAGAAUAUGCUGCUGACAGUCAGUCUAAUUUCGGUAGCAGUUGCUGCCCUGUACGUAUAUCUGGUUUGGAAUUUCAACUACUGGAAGAAACGAGAUGUUCCAGGCCCUAAUCCAACUCCUCUGCUGGGUAACUUUCCCUCCUUAAUGCUGCACCAUAAAUCCAUCAUGGAUGAAAUGGACGAAAUAUAUCGAGAAUAUAAGGGCAAGUUCAACUUUGUGGGGGUAUUCAGCAAUCGAUCUCCACGAAUUUUCGUUCUCUCGUCAGCUGUCGCCAAGCAAAUUCUAACCAAGGAUUUCAAAAACUUCCACGAUAAUGAAUUUGCGCAAUGGACGGACAAGGAGGUAGACCCAAUAUUAGGACGCAAUCCUUUCUUCUUGAACGGUGAAGAAUGGAAAUCGAAACGCGCAGAAAUUACGCCAGCAUUCACCACUUCACGGAUGAAGGCGCUCUUCUCGCUUGUGGAAGAUGUGGGAUCACGCAUGACGAAAUACAUCAACGAACAUAAAGAUUCUCCAGUAGAAACCAAGGAGCUUGCCGCUAAAUUCACCACCGAUGUCGUUUCUAACUGUAUCUUUGCUGCUGACGCUCAAUCAUUUACCAGUGAAAAACCCGAAAUACGCGAAAUGGGACGUAAAUUAAUGGAGCCAUCAUUUAAAUCUUUCAUAAUGAUGAUGUUCAUUGGAAUGUUCCCACGACUAUCAAAGAUCUUAAAAGUUGGGUUUAUUCCCAAAUCUAUAGAAGCAUUUUUCGCCAAUCUGAUGUCCCAGGCGAUUCACCAUCGAGAAGCCAGCGCCACGAAGCGGGUCGACUAUCUUGACUAUCUUAUCAGUUUGAGAAAUAAGAAGGAAAUUUCCGAGUUGGAUAUGGCAGCGCAUGGAGUAACGUUUUUCAUCGAUGGGUUUGAAACAUCUAGUGUUGCAAUAUCAUUCGUUCUCUACGAGAUCGCACGCAAUCCUAAUGUUCAGAAUCGUCUCCGGGAAGAACUGAUGAAGGCGACGGCUGAAGACGGAACGAUUUCAUUCGAAUCGCUUCUGGAAUUGCCGUACCUCGAUCAGGUUAUCAGUGAAACUCUGCGUCUUUGGCCUCCAGCAGCUUUCAUAUCGAAACAAUGCACCGAGCCAAUCGAACUGGAUUUGACUCCAUUGAAGAAGGUACUCAUUGAAACAAACGUUUGCGCCAUAAUAGACAUCUGGUCCAUCCAGCGCGAUCCGGAGAAUUACGAAGACCCUCUGACGUUCAAUCCAGACAGAUUUAGCCCUGAAACCGGCGGAGUUCACCCUUAUCGUGAAAAGGGAUGUUUCUUGCCGUUUGGAGAAGGUCCACGGCAAUGUUUGGGGAUGCGAUUCGCCAGGAUGCAGGUCAAAAGAGGCAUUUACGAGAUAAUGAAGAAUUUUAAAAUCUCCGUUGAUUCUAAAACCAAAGAACCGCUUCAAAUGGACCCCAAACAGUUUUUGACUGUGCCGAUCGGAGGUAUUUGGUUGAACUUCGAGCCAAUUGAAAAUUGAUUGUGUUCUGCUCUGAACGAGGUUUUCAUUAAGCUUAGUUCAGUCAAUUUUAUGAUUGCUGUGCAGUGUGCUUUCUAAAUAUUCAAGCUAAAUGUAUUCCUGUGUUAUGAAAGUGUUAUGUAUUAACAUGUAUGUAAUGCCUUUAUAAUGAAUAAUAUAAGUGUUUUUAAUUUACAAAUACAAAA
This is a messenger RNA of Topomyia yanbarensis, 3368 nucleotides long. RefSeq lists its product as uncharacterized. The transcript has 6 exons. The record is from RefSeq and is a predicted model, not a curated record. NCBI's taxonomy places the organism in Eukaryota, Metazoa, Arthropoda, Insecta, Diptera, Culicidae. The coding region runs from base 37 to 3183 and encodes 1048 amino acids. Gene Ontology annotation, molecular function: monooxygenase activity; oxidoreductase activity, acting on paired donors, with incorporation or reduction of molecular oxygen; heme binding.